UGUAACUUCGUGUGAACUUUCACUUAUUCAAUUUCUCACCAUACAAAUUAAAGUCAUCUUCUGCGUUAUAUCUUUGGCUGCCAUUAAUGUUUCCCCACCAACUCUUUCAUGCCAUAUAGAAUGAUAGCUACUUAAUUAUAUCUUUCUCCGCAGCUACUUAAUUUCUUCUCAUAAAUUCUGAGGUUUAAUAGUUUAGUCAUCAUCAAAACAGCAAGAGCAAGCAUGAGAUCAGUAAGUUCCCCUGGUUUCUUCUUCCUUUUGUUUCUUGCUGCCUUUAGCUUUGCCAACUUUGCUUCUGGAGCCACUCUGCUUCAAGAUGAAGUGAAAGCUCUGGAAGAUAUAGCCAAGACACUUGGGAAGAAGGACUGGGAUUUCAACGUAGAUCCGUGCAGUGGACAACGUAAUUGGACUUCUGCGGUUCAAGUGAAAGGGAGUGAAAACAAUGUCACAUGUGAUUGUACCUUUGCCAAUGGCACCGUCUGCCAUGUCACCAACAUACUUUUGAAAUCACAAAACCUCCCUGGCACUCUCCCUCGGGAUUUGUUCAGGUUGCCUUUCCUUCAAGAAAUUGACCUUACUCGCAACUACCUAAACGGUACAAUUCCUAAAGAAUGGGGCUCCACGAAACUUGCCAUAAUUUCCCUCCUAGGAAAUCGAUUAACAGGUUCAAUACCAAUAGAGAUAGCAAACAUAUCCACUCUUCAAAGUUUGGUCUUGGAGGGCAAUCAACUGUCUGGAAAUCUUCCUCCUGAGCUUGGGAAUCUAACCCAAAUUCAAAGACUGCUACUUUCCUCCAACAAUUUUAUUGGAGAAUUACCAGUAACAUUGGUCAAGCUCACUACGUUGCAGGAUAUUCGAAUUGGGGAUAAUCAAUUCUCUGGGAAGAUACCUAAUUUUAUUCAAAGCUUGACAAGUCUCCAAAAACUAGUGAUUCAAGGGAGUGGAUUAAGCGGGCCAAUUCCGUCUGGAAUUUCAUUUCUAGAAAACUUAACGGACUUGAGAAUUAGUGAUCUGAAUGGAUCUGAACAUUCUCUUUUCCCACAACUUAAUCAGAUGAAGAACUUGAAAUAUCUGAUUCUAAGGAAUUGCAACAUCAAUGGAACACUACCUCCAUAUCUUGGGAAUAUGACAACUUUAAAAAACUUAGACCUUAGCUUUAACAAAUUGACUGGACCAAUUCCAAGUACCUAUGAUGCCCUAAGAAAAGUGGAUUACAUAUAUUUAACUGGGAAUCUUCUCAAUGGACAAGUACCUGCAUGGACAGAGAAAAGUGACAAUGUGGAUAUUUCAUUUAACAACUUCAGCGUCACAAGCCAAGGGAGUACAUGUCAAAUUGGAAAUGUGAACUUGUUUGCUAGCUCUAUGACGCACAAUGACUCAGGAACAGUUGCAUGCUUAGGAAGCAGUGUCUGUCAAGAAACGUUAUAUUCUCUUCAUAUAAAUUGUGGAGGAAAGAUAGUAACAGACAAUGGAAGCACAUAUGAUGAUGAUUCAGAUACUGGAGGUCCAGCAAGAUUUCACCGAAGUGGAACAAAAAAUUGGGCAUAUAUCAAUACUGGUAACUUUAUGGAUAAUGACGCUGGCGCCUAUUAUAUCGUGCAAAAUAAAACUUUGCUUUCUAUGGACAAUGUUGACCUAUACAUGGAUGCUCGAGUUUCUCCCAUUUCUCUUACUUACUAUGGAUUUUGCCUGGGAAAUGGAAACUACACGGUUAAUCUACAUUUUGCGGAAAUCAUGUUCAUUGAUGAUCAAACAUUUAACAGCUUAGGAAGACGAGUAUUUGACAUCUAUAUUCAGGGAGCGCUAGUGAAGAAGGACUUUGAUAUUGUAGAAGAAGCAGGAGGAAUUGGUAAGGCAGUCAUCACAUCAUUCACUGCUGUUGUGACUAGUAAUACCUUGGAGAUCCGCUUGUAUUGGGCUGGAAAAGGAACAACCAGUCUUCCAUUUAGAUCAGUAUAUGGUCCUCUUAUAUCAGCUAUAUCUGUGGAACCUGAUUUUACACCUCCUUCGAAAAACAAAAGUAGCAUAUCUGUAGGAGUUGUGGUUGGAGUUGUGGCAGCAGGAGCAGUUGUUAUCAUCCUUGUACUUGGUAUACUUUGGUGGAAAGGCUGCUUCGGAAAGAAAAGUUCUUUAGAGAGAGAGCUACAAGGUUUAGACCUGCGAACGGGUUUGUUUACUUUAAGACAAAUCAAAGCAGCGACAAACAACUUUGAUGUUGCCAAUAAGAUUGGAGAAGGAGGUUUUGGUCCUGUGUACAAGGGAUGUUUCUCAGAUGGAACACUAAUAGCUGUCAAACAACUUUCUUCUAAAUCAAGGCAAGGGAAUCGUGAGUUUUUAAAUGAGAUAGGCAUGAUUUCUGCUCUGCAGCAUCCUCAUCUUGUUAAACUCUAUGGAUGUUGUGUGGAGGGAGAUCAACUAUUGUUGGUAUAUGAAUAUAUGGAAAACAAUAGUCUUGCUCGCGCUCUAUUUGGCGCCGAAGAACACCAAAUAAAAUUGGACUGGACAACAAGAUACAAGAUUUGUGUUGGUAUUGCUAGAGGUUUGGCAUACCUCCAUGAAGAAUCAAGAUUGAAGAUUGUUCAUAGGGACAUUAAGGCAACUAAUGUGUUGCUUGAUCAAGAUCUCAAUCCAAAAAUAUCAGACUUUGGUUUGGCCAAGCUUGAUGAAGAGGACAACACUCAUAUUAGCACCCGAAUAGCUGGGACAUUUGGAUAUAUGGCUCCAGAAUAUGCCAUGCAUGGUUACUUGACUGAUAAAGCAGACGUCUAUAGCUUUGGAAUUGUUGCUUUGGAAAUCAUAAACGGAAGGAGCAAUACUAUUCACCGACAAAAAGAAGAAUCAUUCUCUGUUCUUGAAUGGGCACAUCUGUUGAGAGAGAAAGGAGAUAUAAUGGAUCUAGUUGAUAGAAGAUUAGGUUUAGAGUUCAACAAAGAGGAGGCGCUAGUGAUGAUCAAGGUAGCUCUCUUAUGCACUAAUGUGACUGCAGCACUUAGGCCAACCAUGUCAUCGGUGGUCAGCAUGCUAGAAGGAAAAAUUGUUGUUGAUGAAGAGUUUUCUGGAGAGACAACUGAGGUAUUGGAUGAGAAGAAAAUGGAGAAAAUGAGAUUGUAUUACCAAGAGCUGAGUAACUCAAAGGAAGAACCAUGGACAGCUUCAUCUACUUCUGUAGCAGAUCUUUAUCCUGUGGGCCUAGAUUCUUCUUACUUGGAGAAGAGAGAUUAAAGACUUUGGAGAAAAGUUGCUUUAAUUUUGUAUUAAUUAUUUUGUUGUGAGUUUAUGUGCAAAAUUCAUUUCUUUCUUGUAAAUCUAUUUGUGAUUGUUUGAACGUGUGCAAAUGUAUGCAUCAGUAGCUUUGGUUUUUUAUUUUUUAUUUUUAUGUUUAAUUAUUUACCAAGUUUUAAGGAGUUUGUUGUUAGGUUGUCUGAUUGUUAUGUGUGAGUAACUUAGCAGCUUAAGCUUAGUUGCUGAAGUUUAGCUAGUUAGUUGUUAUUUUCAGUUUUUCAGUUUUUUAACUUAAUCUAUUUAAGCAAUAUCUGAUGCAAUCAAUAAAAGUGUGCAUUUUUGUUAUUUACAA
Molecule: messenger RNA, 3574 nt
Organism: Glycine soja
Lineage: Eukaryota; Viridiplantae; Streptophyta; Magnoliopsida; Fabales; Fabaceae
Product: probable leucine-rich repeat receptor-like serine/threonine-protein kinase At3g14840
Exons: 24
Coding region: 223-3222 (999 amino acids)
Biological process (GO): protein phosphorylation
Molecular function (GO): protein binding; ATP binding; protein kinase activity
Source: RefSeq, a predicted model, not a curated record